This is a messenger RNA of Cuculus canorus (common cuckoo), 2142 nucleotides long. It is a transcript of the gene RTN4R, whose product is annotated as reticulon 4 receptor. The transcript has 2 exons. The coding region runs from base 489 to 1940 and encodes 483 amino acids. Gene Ontology annotation, cellular component: plasma membrane. NCBI's taxonomy places the organism in Eukaryota, Metazoa, Chordata, Aves, Cuculiformes, Cuculidae. The record is from RefSeq and is a predicted model, not a curated record. Gene Ontology annotation, molecular function: protein binding.
UCCUCCCUCCAUCCAUCCCCUCCAUCCCGUCUACCCCCGUCCUCCCUCUCACUCCUCCAGCCAGUAAAUCCGAUCUAGGCUGAUUCCUCUCACGUCAAACCACAUGAUCCCAUAAAACAUUCAUCGCCUUCUUCUCCCAUCCCCGCUCGCUCCCGGAAUUCAGCGCCGCAGGCUCCGCGCUCCCCGCCGCCGCGGGAGCCGCCGCAGCCCCGGCCCCGUGCGUGCGGCGGGCGGGAGGGGAGGACGGGAGGACGGAGGGAGGAGGAGGCAGGCAGGCAGGCAGGGAGGGGGAGCCUCGCCUGGAUGCUGACUCCAGCUCGGGGGCUGCUCAUUCCCCCGAUGAGCCAGGGCGGCGGCACUGGGAGAGACCCCCCCCCGCGCUCCGCCUGAAGUUUUCCACCAAGGAUCUUGGCUCCGCUUUCCCAAGGAUUUGUAACCGCUGCCCGCUCGACUUCGCGCCUCCAGACGUGCCUUCCCCGACCCCUAAGAUGAAGAGGGCGAUAGCUGAAGGAAGCAAACUGCUGAUUUUGGUGCUUUGCUUGAACAUCCAGUCAGAAGUGGAGUCUUGCCCCGGGGCGUGUGUAUGCUACAGUGAACCGAAGAUUACAAUAAGUUGUCAGCAGCAAGGACUGACAGCAAUCCCCACGGAGAUCCCCAUCCAGAGCCAGCGGAUCUUCUUGCACAACAACAAGAUAACGCUUGUGAGGUCCACCAGCUUCACCUCCUGCCGCAACAUGACAAUUCUUUGGAUCCACUCCAACAACAUCAGCCUCAUUGAGCCUGGAGCCUUCUACGGGCUCAGCAAACUGGAGGAGUUAGAUCUCAGCGACAACACGAACCUGAAAUCUAUCAACCCCAUCACUUUCCGGGGUCUUGUUCACCUCCACACCUUACACUUGGAUCGCUGUGGGCUCCUGGAGCUCUCCACAGGGCUUUUUCGAGGGCUGUUCUCCUUGCAAUAUCUCUACCUUCAGGAUAAUAAUCUACAGAACCUCCUGGAUGACACCUUCAUUGAUCUUGCAAACCUCACCUACCUGUUUUUGCAUGGGAACAAAAUCAAGACCUUGUCAGAGAAUGUCUUUCGUGGGCUAAUCAACCUCGACCGGCUGCUUCUGCACCAGAACAGAGUCAGUGUGGUUCACCGCCGGUCUUUUCAUGACCUUGGGAAAGUGAUGACCUUGUAUCUGUUUAACAACAACCUGACUGUGCUCACAGGGGAAACCAUGGCUCCCCUGGUGUCCCUCCAGUACCUGCGCUUGAAUGGCAACCAGUGGAUCUGUGACUGCCAGGCUCGGUCUCUCUGGAAUUGGUUUAAGCAGUUUAAAGGAUCAUCUUCAGAGCUAGAGUGUCACCUUCCCCCUCGCUUGGCAGGGAGAGACCUCAAAAGGCUGCAGAGUGCUGACUUGGAAGGAUGUGUCGACUCCUUCAACCAGAUACGAACAAGUGUUUUUAGCACUAAGACCAGGUCUGGUAAAUUGCCAACUGGGAUCCCCCCUCUUGGGUCCCACAACGGCUCCCCAAAGUGUUGCCAGCCAGAAACAGAUAAAUCUUUUAUUUAUGAAGCUAAAGGCAAGGCAGGUCCUUCUUCCCACAGCAGCCGGCCAUCCUCCAACAACCCCCUCAAGGAUAAGGAGAACAUGUCCAAAACCAAGUACGUUGAGACGGACCCUUCCAAAAAUGGCAGCAACAAGCAGAUAAAUGAUUCCCCCUUUGGGACCUUCCCCAGCAUUGUAGACCCUCCAUUGACCAAGUUGAAACCUGAAUUUCUAGAGCCUAUUGAACCUUCCACAGUCCCAACGAGAAAGAGGCAGGGCUGCUCUAAAAAGAACAAAUCAAAGGCUCAGUGCCGCCUCACCCAGCAAGGAAAGAGCUCCACGUUACAGCUCAGCCUCAGCCUUUUGAUCCCCACCUUAGUGUGGAGCUUACUGUUACUCUGCUAAAACUAACUCUUUUCCUGGGUUGAUGACACUUUAAUACUCGACUUUUGCUGACCUCCAUAAAUGUUGCAAACAAAAGCAAAACUCCCAUCCACCCUGAGAAAGCUUUGUUACACAAAAAUUAACUGGAUGCCUUUAUAAAAAAACAAACAAACAAAAAAAAAAGACAAACACCAAGAUGUACAUAAUUUAUUUGUCCUGAAAA